CUAACUAAUGUACUAGUGGCAGUGGUAGUUAAGUUAGUGGCAGUCUCACUCCCCACGCUUACUCCUAAUUUCUUCACAUCUCAUCUUACUCCCCCCAUCCUCUCCCACCCACCAAUUUCACCCUCACAACGAAGGACUACACAAUGACCGACAACACCACCGAAAUCCAAGGCUUCGCCUCCCGCCGCAACAACACCUGCCUCGCCGACGAGGUCAGCUGCGGCCGCACCUGGGACACCUGGUACGCCUGCUGCCCGUCGGGUUCCUACUGCCCCGGCAGCAAGGUCAGCAUCCCCAAUAACGUCUGCUGCCCGAGCUGGACCGACUGCACCGCCCAGAUCGAGGACCCGCCCGUGUGCGCCGACGCCCAGUGGGCCCUGUACAACUACAGCGGGUAUUUCUGCUGCGAGGGCGAUACCCAAGGGUUUGGGGUGAAGAAGGAGACGUGGGUCGGGUGUGCGCCGGCGGGAUUUCAGGGGGAUGCGUCGUUUUCGGCGUUGAAUGUCAUUGCGCAAGGUAUUUCGUUCCAUCCUCCCUGCACUGGGGUUUGGGGGUUAUCCGGGAUAUGAGUCUGAGGGCUAAGGGGUGUUUUGGGUGGUGUUGGCUUAGAAACGACUGCGACUGCGAGCGCGAGUGCGACUGCUAGUUCGGGUACAGCGACGAUAACAGGAACUGCAACGACGACUGGAACGAGCGGGGCG
This is a messenger RNA of Aspergillus brunneoviolaceus CBS 621.78, 701 nucleotides long. RefSeq lists its product as uncharacterized. The coding region runs from base 144 to 569 and encodes 141 amino acids. The record is from RefSeq and is a predicted model, not a curated record. Lineage: Eukaryota; Fungi; Ascomycota; Eurotiomycetes; Eurotiales; Aspergillaceae. The transcript has a single exon.